GGGCGCUUGUCUAAAUAAGGCUUUCUCUUAUUUUUGUGUCAAUUCUUGUUUAAUUUGAUAUACAUUCAAUAUCAUUUCUCUGUCACUUAUGGUCUGACAAUUUUUUAUUAAAAUGGCAUUUCAUUGUGAGUGAUCGAUUUAAACUUACUUCGAGAUGUAACGAUAAAAGAGCUCCCUAUCCAGCUAGUUUUUCUAAAGGCGGUGUCCGCGUCGUUUUCUCCUAAUAAUCUAGAUUGCACUAUUAAAUAAGAUAUAACAAUGAGUGAAGAAAACGGAUAUUGGUCAUAUCUUGCAACAGGUAUUAUUUUCUAUAGCUUUGGACUCAAGUGGUGCUACGACUACGCCAAACUUUACUAUGUGCCACCAAAAUCUCGACAAGGCCGACGUGAUAGUCCUGAGCAUCGUGGGCCUUUAUCGCAAAUGAAGCAUGGAGUUUCUAGAAUGCUCAAUGAACAUCCUAUUGAAGGCAUGUUGAAACUUGUUGCAACUGCCUGUGGCUUGCUUGGAAUUCUUUUUACUCGGACCAAAGCUCUAGAUUCACAAUUGGUAUCACCUUAUGUCAUUAACGCCACCAUUUAUCUAUUUUUUGCUUCUUCUGGUUUGACAGACGUUUUACAUUUUUAUUUCCCUCUCUAUGUAAGCGAGGGUCUAGCCAAAACAGCUUUAGCUCAAAGCUUUUUUGUCGAAGGUUUAUUUAUGUGGACUGAAAAAUAUACCAAUUCUUUUGCUACUUCAUCUAGUACUUUGUCUUUCAUUGUGUGGUUAUCUUGUAUAUCUGUAGCUUUAGAAUUGGUCUGGCCAGAAAUGAAACUUCUAUCAGCAUCUUUGACUCUUCUACAUGGAACAUGGAUUGCUCAUAUGAUUCGAAUGAAUGGAAUGGAAAUGAUUUCACAAGAAAAUGUUGCAUUGAUAUUUUCAUGGCACAUUGCUGGGGCUUCUCUAAUGACUCUAUUGGUAGUAUCUUUGACUAAGGCAUAUUUGCCUCGUGAACCACCACCACCACCUCGAGUUCCCAUUUAUGACUUUGUCAAUGAAAUGGAAAUCAGAAAUGCUUGAAAGGAACGAGUGAACAAUUUUUAAUACUUUUUCAUCAUAGAAAUGCAUUUUGAAAUGAAAUUUGCUAUGCGUAUACUUUGUAUAUUAGUAUGUACAUAAAUUGUCGAAUACCAAUGCAAAUCUGAAUUGCAUAUUUAGUGUAAGGGUACAAAUUUUUUACAACGGGCAUAAUCAAGAUUUAGCAAAGUAGCUUCCAAGACAAAGAUAUUUUAUAAUAUAUUCAGAAAUUAAUCAUCAUAGCAACGAAUAAUACAAUUGUAUUUUUAAUGACAUUUGUGAUCAUCUGUAUUGAUGUAUCAUUUGACAAAUUGAAAUAGUAAAUCAUAAGAAAUGCCAGUCUGGAUCAACUGGACAAGUAAUUUGAUACACUUUUAACUCAGGGUUAUACCAUGAUAAUAUUGAUAUUACAAUAGACAUUAAUUAUUCUAUAACUAUAGUUAUUGUGAUAAUGUUUGUAUCAAAUUUUUAAGUUUAUGCAAAGGCAUGCAUUUUAAUUAAACAUCACAUUUUUUUGAGAAUGAAAUAUUCAAUUUAAAUAAAUUUAUACAAAAAUCUAGUUAAUUUAUUCAUAAGCAGUAUACACAUCAAGGCAACAAAAAGCUUUUAUUAUACAUAUCGUCAAUUAAUUUUAAAUAUAAGUAAAAAAAUAUCAAAUAAUGUCAAUCAUGCAUGUAGUUGUGAUGCGUUGCUUUUAGUAAGGCAAAAAUAUUUGUAAUGACCUCAAGUGCCUAUUAAAACUUUGAAUCAUUAUUAUAAGG
This is a messenger RNA of Trichogramma pretiosum, 1814 nucleotides long. RefSeq names its product transmembrane protein 45B-like. Lineage: Eukaryota; Metazoa; Arthropoda; Insecta; Hymenoptera; Trichogrammatidae. Bases 259 to 1056 code for a protein of 265 amino acids. The transcript has 2 exons. The record is from RefSeq and is a predicted model, not a curated record.